Molecule: messenger RNA, 3584 nt
Organism: Nomascus leucogenys (northern white-cheeked gibbon)
Lineage: Eukaryota; Metazoa; Chordata; Mammalia; Primates; Hylobatidae
Gene: RASGEF1A
Product: RasGEF domain family member 1A
Exons: 13
Coding region: 434-1879 (481 amino acids)
Biological process (GO): positive regulation of GTPase activity; Ras protein signal transduction
Cellular component (GO): plasma membrane
Molecular function (GO): guanyl-nucleotide exchange factor activity
Source: RefSeq, a predicted model, not a curated record
UUAUCUUAUUAUGUUUUGUAAAAGGUGCAAGGUAACAUUAAAUAAUAGCAGUUGUCCUUGGCUUGAUCUUCAUUUUAAUGAGGAGGCUUCUCAUGUUUUACUAAGUCUGAAAUCGGCCCUAUAUUUCCAAUAGUUAUUCGUCAUCAAGGACAGUAUGCUGGAAUCCUACAUUAAUUGCCAAGAGUGCACACCAGGAAUGGACAUUCAGUUUCAUCAAAGGCUUUCCUAUAUCUAGCAAAAUCAUCAAAUGCCUUUCCUCCUUGGACCUAUUAAUGUGUUGACUUAUUAACUCUUCUGAGCUAAAUCAUCCUCUUGUUCCUGGAAUAAAGCCCACCGGGUCAGGCUCUAUUGUGCUUACAAAUGCUGCUGAGUUCAUUUUACUGAUGUGUUGCUAUGUUGCUGAGGGUAUUUUUCACUAUUUUCAGAGGAAACUAUGCCCCAGACGUCCGUUGUCUUCUCCAGCAUCCUUGGGCCCAGCUGUAGCGGACACGUGCAGCCUGGCAUGGGGGAGCGUGGAGGUGGGGCCGGUGGCGGCUCUGGGGACCUCAUCUUCCAAGAUGGACGCCUCAUCUCUGGGUCCCUGGAGGCCCUGAUGGAGCACCUUGUUCCCACAGUGGACUAUUACCCCGAUAGGACGUACAUCUUCACCUUUCUCUUGAGCUCCCGGGUCUUUAUGCCCCCUCAUGACCUGCUGGCCCGCGUGGGGCAGAUCUGCGUGGAGCAGAAGCAGCAGCUGGAGGCCGGGCCUGAAAAGGCCAAGCUGAAGUCCUUCUCAGCCAAGAUCGUGCAGCUCCUGAAGGAGUGGACGGAGGCCUUCCCCUAUGACUUCCAGGACGAGAAGGCCAUGGCCGAGCUGAAAGCCAUCACACACCGUGUCACCCAGUGUGACGAGGAGAAUGGCACAGUGAAGAAGGCCAUUGCCCAGAUGACCCAGAGCCUGUUGCUGUCCCUGGCUGCCCGGAGCCAGCUCCAGGAACUGCGAGAGAAGCUCCGGCCACCGGCUGUAGACAAGGGGCCCAUCCUCAAGACGAAGCCACCGGCCGCCCAGAAGGACAUCCUGGGCGUGUGCUGCGACCCCCUGGUGCUGGCCCAGCAGCUGACUCACAUUGAGCUGGACAGGGUCAGCAGCAUUUACCCGGAGGACUUGAUGCAGAUCGUCAGCCACAUGGACUCCUUGGACAACCACAGGUGCCGAGGGGACCUGACCAAGACCUACAGCUUGGAGGCCUACGACAACUGGUUCAACUGCCUGAGCAUGCUGGUGGCCACUGAGGUGUGCCGGGUGGUGAAGAAGAAACACCGGACCCGCAUGUUGGAGUUCUUCAUUGAUGUGGCCCGGGAGUGCUUCAACAUCGGGAACUUCAACUCCAUGAUGGCCAUCAUCUCUGGCAUGAACCUCAGUCCUGUGGCAAGGCUGAAGAAAACUUGGUCCAAGGUCAAGACAGCCAAGUUUGAUGUCUUGGAGCAUCACAUGGACCCAUCCAGCAACUUCUGCAACUACCGCACAGCCCUGCAGGGGGCCACACAGAGGUCCCAGAUGGCCAACAGCAGCCGUGAGAAGAUCGUCAUCCCUGUGUUCAACCUCUUCGUUAAGGACAUCUACUUCCUGCACAAAAUCCAUACCAACCACCUGCCCAACGGGCACAUUAACUUCAAGAAAUUUUGGGAGAUCUCCAGACAGAUCCAUGAGUUCAUGACAUGGACACAGGUAGAGUGUCCCUUCGAGAAGGACAAGAAGAUUCAGAGUUACCUGCUCACAGCGCCCAUCUACAGCGAGGAAGCUCUCUUCGUCGCCUCCUUUGAAAGUGAGGGUCCCGAGAACCACAUGGAAAAAGACAGCUGGAAGACCCUCAGGACCACCCUCCUGAACAGAGCCUGAGGCGGAUGCAGCCCGCGACGCCAGAGGAAGCACGCGCACUAACUGGGUUUAAAUUUUGACUGAUGUGGGUUGAGAUGAGGAGGCCUCACUGGUUGGGGUCCAUUUUGUAUAUAACUUUUAUGAGAAAAAAAUGGUAAUUAUUUCACACAUCAACCUUUGGCACUUACAAAGUUUUUUUUUGUUUAUUUUAAAUAACAGGGCAGGGCCCUGCUUUGGGGAGGGGGAGGGGAGAGUAUCAUGGGAGAUGGUAUCCAUGAUAACAUCUUAUUCUAAUGAAAUGUAGAUUUUUAUUUUCUACUUUUGAUUAUUAACAUCUUAUGAAAAAAAUAUUUUAAAAAACCCAACCAAAACCAACGUGAGCCCUGCCUGCUCGGACGCCUUUCCAGCCAGUGUCUCUGACGUCGGGGUUAGUGCCUUAGAGGGUACUGGGGUCUGGUCUUCCUGCUCUGUGGUUCGGGCUGCGGUGAGUCCCACUCCACCUAGGCGCCUGCCCUCAGGAGCCUGGGCUGCGAGGCUCCACAGGAGGGCUGGUGGCUGGGAGGUCGCGUCCGCACACUUCUGGAAGUGAGCCUUUGAGUACGGGCUGUCCAAAGUUUACAUUUUCAUUUUCCUUUCAGGGAUUUGUGGGGUCAGGGAGGGGCAGGGGGCACCUGGCAGCAUAUUUUCUGUGACAAUGUGUCCAGCAAAUCAUUCUUCAACUACAUUUUAGAAAGGAGGAAAUCUAAAAUAAGGUAAGGGAAAGAAGCAUGGAGUUGUCAGUUUUCUGGGCUGUGACUGAAAGACACACUGAGCUGUGAUGAAGAAAAAUACACAGCCGACUCCAGGGUGGUGACAUUUAGAGCUAGUCUUGAAACCUACCUACAGAGCGGAGGGCAGCCAACAGCCGUCUUCCCACCUGGGUAGGCAGCGCCCUAAUUGGAAUUGGAAACAGAAAAUCCGCCAGGCCAUACUGCUGGAGCCCAUUCAGAUAAAACUGCCCAAUACUGAGAGGUGUUUUCUACACCCAGCUAGAGGAGCACACUCCAUUUUCCCACGUCUGACUUCCUGGUGUGAGCCCUGGGCCCUACUGACCAUGGCGCAGGACAGCUGUCCUUCAGAAAGUGUGCGGUCCAUCCACACGGACCGUCUCCCUCACAGGAACUCCGCAUCCUCGUCCCUCUCUGCAUUUCCAGUUUCUGCAGGAGCCUUGAUCAAUGGGGAAGCCUGGGUGAGGAUGGGCCAGGUCCCAAUUCCCAAAGCUCCUGGAAGAGCCUGAAGACAUUGGGAGAGGCUGGGCCUGGGGAGGAGGCGGCCCUGGGCCCGCUGCCCAUGCCUCUGGUCCUGGGUGGAGCAGGAAUAGUUCCACUGUAUUGUCACAGUGUGUUUGCACUUUCCGAGGUUCUAGCUAGUACAGAUUGUAUAUUGAUAGUACAUAUUGCUUUAUGUCUUUGAGAUGAGAAAGGCUUAACACUUGAGAAUAUAUAUUUGGAAUACAGCCUUAGAACGGUUUCUGUACACAUCCACGUGCACUUCACGGGUGAUCAGUUCUAGUACCUACUUGAAACAGUGUCUGUCUGCUACUUUAUUUUCCCAAUUUGAUACAUACCGAUUUGAUGUUUUGGUAUUUGAGAUGAACUCUGAGUAUGAAGCUGUACCAUAAUGCAGGACGUCAGUUUUGGUGUGACUGGACAUACUUGCUUCAAUAAAAGAACACAUCACUCCCCUC